AGCAGCCUCCGCCCUCCGCAGCGCAGAACGCCGGAGCACUAGCCGCGCCAUCCCGCCCGCCCGCCCGCCUUCGGCUUGGUUGCGCCGCGGCUGGCCGUGCCUCCUGACUGCUUGGCGGGUGUGCCCUUCCUCGCCGCGCCCGUCGCCGGGAUGAGGGUGAAGGUGAUAUCGCGCUCCACCGACGAGUUUACGCGGGAGCGCAGCCAGGACCUGCAGAAAGUAUUCCGGAAUUAUGAUCCAGCACUUCGCACUCAGGAGAAAGCGGUCGAGUACACUAGGGCUCUCAAUGCUGCCAAGUUAGAGAAGAUAUUUGCUAGGCCAUUUAUCGGAGCAAUGGAUGGCCAUGUUGAUGCUGUAUCAUGCAUGGCGAAAAACCCCAAUUAUUUGAAAGCAAUAUUUUCUGGCUCAAUGGAUGGGGAUAUUCGUCUAUGGGACAUUGCUGCAAGGAAGACAGUCUGCCAGUUCCCUGGACAUCAGGGUGCUGUGAGGGGUUUGGCGACAUCUACUGAUGGUGAUCUAUUGGUAUCUUGUGGUGUUGACUGCACUGUUCGAUUAUGGAAAGUCCCUAUGCUCAAGAUGGUAAACACUAACGAUGCUAUUGGAGAUGCUUCUCAGCCUUCAGCAGUGUACACCUGGAAGCAUGCGUUUUGGGGUGUUGACCACCAGUGGGAUGGCAAUCUUUUCGCAACUGUAGGUGCUCAGGUUGAUAUAUGGGAUCAGAACAGGUCAGAGCCAAUAAAUAGCUUCGAAUGGGGUAAAGAUACAGUUCUGUCUGUGAGAUUUAAUCCUGGAGAACCUGAUGUUUUAAUUACAUCAGCUAGUGAUCGGAGUAUAUCACUUUAUGAUCUACGCAUGUCAUCCCCAGCUAGAAAGCUAAUCAUGAAGACAAGGUGUAACUCCAUAUGCUGGAACCCCAGGGAACCUAUGAACUUCACUGCUGCCAAUGAAGAUACAAAUUGUUAUUCCUUUGAUGCUAGAAAGUUGGAUGAAGCCAAAGUUGUUCACAAGGGCCAUGUUUCAGCAGUGAUGGAUAUUGAUUAUUCACCAACAGGGCGUGAAUUUGUUACAGGUUCCUAUGAUAGAACAGUACGGAUCUUCCAAUAUAAUGGUGAUCAUAGCAGGGAGAUAUACCAUACCAAGAGGAUGCAAAGGGUGUUUUGUGUGAAAUACACCUAUGAUGGAACCUAUUUGGUUUCUGGCAGUGAUGAUACAAAUCUUCGGCUGUGGAAAUCCAAAGCUUCAGAACAGUUGGGAGUUCUUCUUCCAAGAGAACGCAGAAAACAAGAAUACCUAGACGCUGUUAAGGAGCGGUAUAAGCAUCUUCCAGAAGUGAAGAGGAUUGUAAGGCAUAGGCACUUGCCUAAGCCAAUCUACAAGGCAGCCAACUUAAGGCGAACAAUGAUUGAAGCAGAAAACCGUAAAGAAGAAAGGAGGCGUGCACACAGUGCCCCUGGGAGCAUGCCUGAGCAGCCCUUCAGGAAGAGAAGAAUCAUCAAAGAGGUUGAGUAGGGAAUGGAAUCUGUGUAGCACGAAGCCAAACGCAGCUAUAUUACAGGUCCAUCUCACUGCACGCAAGCAGCUAGAAGUAGGUUUACGCUUCAGUUUAGUGCUGUUUUUUUUUUUGCCUGCUCAUUUUUGUUGUAUCAUAUCAUUUUGCCUCUGCGAUUUAUAUGCCUUCUCGUUCUGCAUCUCACCUUUUGGGUAACCUGUGCAACAGCUAUGUUGAAUUGAAGCACGUCCACACUGAAUGUUGGCUGUGCUUGGAACCUGUUAUUGUGCAAUGUCACUACUACUGUCGUUAGCAAGUCAAA
Messenger RNA from Oryza brachyantha (malo sina), 1811 nucleotides. Its product is annotated as DDB1- and CUL4-associated factor 13. The transcript has 17 exons. Gene Ontology annotation, molecular function: protein binding. Lineage: Eukaryota; Viridiplantae; Streptophyta; Magnoliopsida; Poales; Poaceae. Gene Ontology annotation, biological process: maturation of SSU-rRNA from tricistronic rRNA transcript (SSU-rRNA, 5.8S rRNA, LSU-rRNA). The record is from RefSeq and is a predicted model, not a curated record. Bases 151 to 1509 code for a protein of 452 amino acids. Gene Ontology annotation, cellular component: small-subunit processome; nucleolus.